AUGAUGUCGAUGGAGAAGGUGAUGAUUGAGGCACACUGCACAGAAUGGUGGUUGUGUAACAUGACACAUAAGCCUUCGUCGUUCGGAGAUGGUGAGAGGUGGAAAUGGUGGAUGUUGGGAGGAUUAGAGUUAACGAGGCACGCAGCACGCUGUACACAAUGGUGGUUGUGUAACAUGACACAUAAGCCUUCGUCCUUCGGAGAUGGUGGGAGGGUUAAGGAAUUUCAGUUUCAGUUCACAAUGAUGCAACAACCCGGAGGAGCUGUCCCACCACCAAUGGCUAUGGAUCAGCAACAGCAGCACCAGCAACACCAGUACCCGCCUCAGCAAUGGAUGAUGAUGCCGCCGCAAGCUCCGCAACCCUGGGCCCAACAACCACCAUUCCAACAGCAACAGCAGUACGGUGCUGCUCCAGCAAACGUUUCUGCUCCUGCAGUGGCCUCUGGUGGAUCCGACGAGCUUCGGUCGCUGUGGAUCGGGGACCUUCAAUACUGGAUGGACGAGAAUUAUCUCACCACUUGCUUCUACCAUACUGGCGAGCUCGUAUCUGCAAAGGUAAUCCGUAACAAGCAAACUGGUCAGUCUGAGCAUUACGGGUUUCUGGAGUUCAGAACUCAUGCUGCUGCUGAAAAUAUUUUACAAACUUACAAUGGUGCGCUGAUGCCAAAUGCUGAGCAAUCUUUCCGCAUGAAUUGGGCUUCUCCUGGAACUGGUCAAAAGCGCACAGAUGACACUCCUGACUACACUAUAUUUGUUGGUGAUUUGGCUCCUGAUGUUACAGAUUAUCUCCUACAAGAGACAUUUUCUAGUGUGUACUCAUCAGUCAAGGGUGCAAAAGUUGUUACUGAUAGGAACACUGGACGUUCCAAAGGUUAUGGAUUCGUUAAAUUUGGGGAUGAGGGUGAACAACAGCGGGCCAUGACCGAAAUGAAUGGUAUUCCCUGUUCUUCUAGGCCCAUGAGAAUUGGCCCUGCUGCUAACAGAACACCAAUGACUACUACUUCUACUGAGAAAGUUUCUUUCCAGAAUAUUCAAGGAAAUCAGGGCGACAGCGAUCCAAAUAACACCACAAUAUUUGUUGGUGGUCUAGACCCCAAUGUUACGGAUGACCAUUUGAAGCAAGUCUUUUCCCCAUAUGGUGAACUAGUCCAUGUAAAAAUACCAAUAGGAAAGCGUUGCGGGUUUGUCCAGUUUGCUAAUCGGCCAUCUGCUGAACAAGCUCUAUCAAGCUUGAAUGGUACCCAAUUAGGUGGGCAAAGUAUUCGCCUUUCAUGGGGACGUAGUCCUUCGAACAGACAGUCGGAUCAGACUCAAUUGGGUGGUGGUUCAUAUUAUGGUUACACACAAGGGGGGUACGAAGCUUAUGCCACAUUAGCGAUCUGCUCUGCAGAGGAAUUCUUGGAGCUGUGCGAAUUACCUUGGAUGCGUCCCUGUGUAGCUUCAUCGAUUUAUACAGCUAGCUUAACUGGUUGA
This is a messenger RNA of Fraxinus pennsylvanica, 1473 nucleotides long. The record is from the annotation of a GenBank genome assembly. Lineage: Eukaryota; Viridiplantae; Streptophyta; Magnoliopsida; Lamiales; Oleaceae.